This is a messenger RNA of Drosophila rhopaloa, 3327 nucleotides long. It is a transcript of the gene msl-2, whose product is annotated as E3 ubiquitin-protein ligase msl-2. Lineage: Eukaryota; Metazoa; Arthropoda; Insecta; Diptera; Drosophilidae. Bases 304 to 2604 code for a protein of 766 amino acids. The record is from RefSeq and is a predicted model, not a curated record. Gene Ontology annotation, molecular function: ubiquitin protein ligase activity. The transcript is spliced from 3 exons. Gene Ontology annotation, cellular component: MSL complex.
CAUUGUCAGGCUGCAGUCACACUUGCUUCGCUCAGCACUUUGCUCGGUGUUAAGGAUAUACAGCAUCAACAAAGUGAAAAACGGCCACAGCAAUCCUAUAAAUUGUCCAUUUAAUGAAAAAGCAAGGAUUAACGCGCAUUGAGUAUGUGUAUCUGAGUUCCAGCGAGCGCAGGGAUUACAGGUAACUGAGGAGCAACCAGGUAGCCGAGGAGGCGGCGUGAGCUUGCCCAGCGGAGUCUCACUUUCGGGGUGGUAAACAAACACCGGCGUUCGUACAGUCCCGGCCAUAGAAAUAUAGCCACGAUGCUGGCCCAGACGGUCUACCUGAAGAUGACGCGUCUCUCGCUGCGCUCUGCCUCGAAUCUCUCCAAGCGACGGGUGGACGAGCUGAACUCCGGGGUCGGGGAGCUUCGCCAGCUUCUCUCCUGCGUGGUCUGCUGCCAGCUCCUGGUGGAUCCCUACUCGCCGAAGGGCAAGCGCUGCCAGCACAACGUGUGCCGGCUGUGCCUGCGCGGCAAGAAGCGCCUCUUCCCCAACUGCUCCCAGUGCGAGGAGUGCUCCGACUUCAAGACCUACGAGGAGAAUCGCCUGAUGGGCAUCCAGUUGCUCUGCUACAAGACGCUGUGCGUCCACCUCCUGCAGUCCUCGCUGUUCGGCCAGCUGGCCGGUCUGAGGCCCCAGGUGGGCCGGGAGCUGGUGCCGCGCAUCAAGCUGCCGCCCAUGACCACCCAGGAGUUCAUACGCGAGGGCUCCAACAUCUCGGACACGGGCGACACCUUCCUGCCCCAGCCGGACCUGCCGUUCCUCAAGGAUCUGCCCACAUCACUGCCCGCCGAGACGCCGCCGACAACGGCAGCCACCACUCCGGAGCUGCCCUACGAUCAGCACCUAAACAUCAGCGACAUCGAGGCGGAGGCGGCGGCCACAGCCGAGCAGGGUCACUUCUCGCCGAUUCCCCUGCUGCCCACGGGAUCACGCAUGGGCCUGCUGUCACAUGGCGGACAGAUGGUCAUCGCCACUGAGUCCGGUUUCAUGGAACACCCGUGGACGGACCAGGUGGACCUGUCCGGGGCCGUUUCUGUGUCCAGUUUCCCCAGCAACAGCACUAACUUUGCCGUUUCCUAUGUAAUGCCCACGGCAGCGUCCACACCGUUCGAUCCCCAAGAGCUGCAAAUCGGCCAGGUGGUCCAAAUGGCGGACUCCACUCAGUUGGCUGUGCUGGCCGCCGUUGAGGAGACCGUUGAAACCUCCACCCAGUUGGCUGUGGUCUCCACCACCAUUGAGGAGCAAGAAAUGGUCUCUACUCAGUUGGCUGUGCUGUCCUCCGUUGAAGAACACAAUGAAAUCUGCGCUCAGUUGGAUGAGCUGCCUGCCGAGGAUUCACAGGAGUCUCUGGAAACUUUUGAAGAUCACAAAGAGAGCGUGGAAUCAGAGGCUUUGGCGGAAAUUGUGGAGCACGAAGAGGAUAACACUCAGUUGGCUAUACAAACUUCACAGUCACCUUUACUUGCGCAUAUGGAUGAGCCAGAGGAAGAGGUAGUUACUCACAAAAGGAAACUGUCCCAGAUGCAAGCAGAAGAACAGGAGGAGGAACGGCUUGAUAAGGACUUGGCGGAGCUGGAAGCAGCAGCUGAAGAGGCGGCAGAGGAGGAGUUGCUACCCAACAGUGUGGAGCUGCAGGAUGAGGCCAGUGCCGAUGAAGCCCCUCUUAAACGAAAGAGAACCCGUAGUCUGAAAGCCUCGCAAGCUGCCAAAAUUGAGCCUGCUCCGGCUGAGGUCAAAGCCAAAAUGCAGUCUGGAAAGGGUGCCUUCCGCAAGUUUCGCGGAAAGGAAAAGGAGGAAAAGAACAAGCCAACGAAGCCGAAGUGCCGCUGCGGUGUCUCCGGCUCGGCGAAUACCCUGACCACCUGCCGCAACUCUCGUUGUCAAUGCUACACCUCAGGCAAUAGUUGCGCUGGCUGCUAUUGUGUGUGUUGCAAAAAUCCCCAUAAAGAAGACUUUGUUGAGAGUGAUAAUGAUGAAGACUGCGAAGAGCUGCAAAAAGAGCCAGAGCCGAUGGAGCAAUCAGAAGAAAUAGCCGCAGCUAAGCAAGAGGAGAAGCAACGGGAAUCGGCGGCACCAGAAUCUUCGGGCGACGGCAUCAGCUUAGUGCCCUUGAGCAAUCUGCAGCAGUCACAGCAUCCCUUGGUGCUGGUCCAAAAUGAGAACGGCGAGUACCAGGGUUUUAACAUCUUCCAGGGCAACAAGCCCGUUGACCCAGCCACAGUUGGUUUCAUGCGCGUCCAGCUGCAGAACAACGAUCCCAACAAUUCCGUUCCCCAGUACGCGUACGUGAUGCCACCGCCUGCGGUGCCGGAGCCACCAGUCCCAUCUCUAUCGCCUCAACCUCCCCCGGUUCCGGAAAGGGAUGUCAUCGAGCCGCCGGCCAAAAAAUACAGGACAAGAACACGUAGAGGAAUGGCCAACUUCUCGGCCCUCGACACGGUGGACGAGCUUGUCAGUGGCGGAUCCAGGAGCAAUUCUGCCGCCGGCGACAGAUUGUCGGCCACUGACAAUGCCCACUCACUGUUUGAGGAGAUCAUGUCCGGCUCGGAUGACUUGUAAGCAAGGCGACUCACCCAUAGAUGUUGUUUUAUCCUUAUAGUGCUUUUUUUUUAUUUUUUUUUGUUUACAUGUAUUUUGUGAUGCCCAGAAAUUAUCCUUUAAAGGAUAUCUUUGAUUCAUGUUAUGAACGUUUCUAUUCAACACUUAAAUGCCUCCAUAACUAGUCAAAGCACUGGGCAUUAUCCUCACUGAUCCUCUUAUCUCUUAUUAUUCGUAACAUAUUUUGUUCCUCUAAUCAAGCAACAACCACUCAAAUCAACUCCCAAAUAUCUUUUAGGAGCAUUCUACAUCCUGAGGAUUUCCUAGACUUUUUGUAAUCAUCCAGCAAACGUUUCCAAAACUCAAUUUUUUAAGCAACCAAUAGUCGUAUAGUAUUAAGCGAUGUAUGCUACAUAUAAAUAUGUAAUGCAAUUCUGCAGCUGCCGCAGGAAAAGAUCUAUUUAAGGGCAAGGCAAUAGUCACAACUAAAGGAAAUUUUCGUUUAACGAACAGCGAAUUAUAAAAUAACUUAAAUGCUUUGCUCAAAAUGCGGUUGCUGUGAGCUGAAAAAACAUUUUUUUUCUAAACUAAGACAAUUUUUUUAAUAGGUUAAGACAUUUUUUUGAGCAUGAAUUUUUUUGAGCACGUGAACUUAUGUUUAGAAACAAUAAUACAAACUAAGCCAUAUAUAGCCAUAAUAUAUAUGCGAAAAUAUAACAAAAAUAUUUAACGAAAGCAAAUAAA